UUAGAGUAAUAAAUAUGGCAGCCCCCAUGCAAUGCUUGACUUUCAAACGCUUAAAUAUAUCAAUUUUAUCAAAUCUGCUGAAAAAUGUUCGAAUCUAUCGAAGUUUGUCUGCGACCUCUCAAACCUCCGAUACAGCAAGUAAAGAAAAUGAUGAUUACGACGAACUUGAACGUCAGGAGGUUGAAAGACGAAUUGCUAAAUUGAGGGAUGUUUCUGGAUUAAAUAAAUUCGAGAAAGCCCGAAUGAAUGGUGUAAUGCCCAGUAUAAACUCAAACCGAAAGUAUUUAAAGUCACGGUCCUUUUACAGAAAGAUGUAUGCAGCCUAUGGAUCUACUUCUGGAGUAAAGCCAGGAAUUAUGUGGCCAAGUAAGGGGGAGUUGCAGGACCUGCAGGAAAUUGAGCGCGAUUGGACACCAUCAUUUCAAGACAUGGUCAAAAAGCUGCAGCAAGAGAAAACUUCGCAUAUGGAAGAGGAGCGUCUCAGAAUUGAAGACGUUCAAAAGAACAUGGAAAAAAUGCCUGAUCUUAUUGCUGAAUACAAGAAAAAGCAACUAAAGGCAGCUGAAGUGGAAACCAGUAAAAGUGAGAAAAUUGAAAAAAUACAAGAAGAGUUUAGACAAAAGUUUGGAUUUAGUGUUGAUCCUGACUCACCAAAGUUUAAAAUGUUCAGAUCAACUAGGAUAGCUGAAGAUAUGGAGAAAAAGAAAAAGGAAAAGAAAGUUACUAAAAAGGCUGCUGCAGAAAAGAUGCUGCAGGAUAUGUUGGAAACUGGUUCAGGAGCAAAAUAUUAGAAACCUUCUGUAACCUUUCGUGGUUUAAGUCUUUCUUUAAAGAUAGGUAAUCAACAGUGGCUACCUUCAAGGAAUUGUUCACAACACACCCUUUAAUAAGAGCUAUACAGUUAAGUUGAAUAAACUGUUUAAGUAUGAUUCAUAUUGGGGCUUUGGCCGUAACAUUAAUUUUGACUUGGAUUAUUGAAAAACAAACAUUCACACGAUGGUCCUCAAUUCUUUGAAGAUGGAUGUCAAAUUAUACCAUAGUUAAGUUCUGGCUAAGCCUCCAGAUGUUUAAUUUGUCAAUUGAUGGCAAUUGGCACUUUUAUAUUGUCAUGUAAUUAUGCCCCCCUUCGAAGAAGAGGGGUAUAUUGCUUUGCACAGGCAUGUCGGUAUGUCGGUCGGUCGGUCGGUCCGUCGGUAGACCAAAGCUUGUCCGAGUGAUAACUCAACAAUUCCUGGAUGUAUGGUCAUCAAACUUCACAUGAAGGUUGGGCCUGACCAGUAGAUGACCCCUAUUGAUUUUGCGGGUCAAAGGUCAAGGUCACAGUGACCUUUAAUGGUAAAAUAAUUUUAAAGCUUGUCCGAGUGAUAACUCAACAAUGCCUGCAACCAUGGCCCUCAAACUUGACAUGGAGGUUGGGCCUGACCAGUAGAUGACCUCUAUUGUUUUUGGGGGUCAUCAGGCCAAAGGUCAAGGUCACAGUGACCUUGAAUGGUAAAAGGUUGUCCGAGUGAUAACGUGACAAUGCCUGCACCCAUGGCCCUCAAACUUGACUUGGAGGCUGGGCCUGACCAGUAGAUGACCCCUAUUGUUUUUGGGGGUCAUUGGGCCAAAGGUCAAGGUCACAGUGACCUUGAAUGGUAAAAGGUUGUCCGAUUGAUAACUCAACAAUGUCUGCACCCAUGGCCCUCAAACUUGACUUGGAGAAUUGGCCUGACCAGGAGAUUGACGCCUAUGGUUUUUGGGGGUCAUCUGGCCAAAGGUCAAGGUCACAGUGACCUUGAAUGGUAAAAGGUUGUCCGAUUGAUAACUCAACAAUGCCUGCACCCAUGGCCCUCAAACUUGACUUGGAGUAUUGGCCUGACCAGGAGAUGACCCCUAUGGUUUUUGGGGGUCAUCUGGCCAAAGGUCAAGGUCACAGUGACCUGGAAUGGUAAAAGGUUGUCCGAGUGAUAACUCGACAAUGCCUGCACCCAUGGCCCUCAAACUUGACUUGGAGGUUGGGCCUGGCCAGAAGAUGGUCCCUAUUGAUUUAAGGGGUCAUUGGGCCAAAGGUCAAGGUCACAGUGACCUGGAAUGGAAAAAGGUUAUCCGAGUGAUAACUUGACAAUGGCUGCACCAAUGGCCCUCAAACUUGAUUUGGAGGUUGAGCCUGGCCAGAAGAUUGUCCCUAUUAAUUUUAGGGGUCAUUGGGCCAAAGGUCAAGGUCACAGUGACCUUGAAUGAUAAAAGGUUGUCCAAGUGAUAACUCAACAAUGCCUGCACCCAUGGCCCUCAAACUUGACAUGGAGGUUGGGCCUGACCAGUAGAUGACCCCUAUUGAUUUUAGGGGUCAAAGGUCAAAUCACAGUGACCUUGAAAGCAAACUCGACAAUUCUUGGACCUAUGGUCAUCAAACUUGACAUGAAGGUUGGGCCUGCCAAGUAGAUGACCCCUAUCGACUUUGGGGGUCAUCAGGCCAAGGUCAAUGUCACAGUAACCUUUAAUGCAAAAAAGUGAACAAAUCUUCCCCCAAUGAUAUCUCGACAAUGCCUGAACCUAUGAUCAUUAAACUUGACAUGGAUGUUAAGCCUGACCAGUAGAUCACCCUUAUUGAUUUUAGGAUUCAUAGAGCCAAAGGUCAAGGUCACAGUGAUCUUGAAUGGUAAAAGGUUGUACGAGUAAUAACUCAACAAUGCCUGAACCCAUGGCCUUCAAACUUGACAUGGAGUUGCAUCUGACUUGUAGAUGACCCCUUAUGAUUUAAGGGGUCAUCGGGUCAAAGGUCAAGGUCACAGUGACCUUGAACGAAAAAAACUUGUCUUUUGAUAACUUGACAAUGCCUGCACCCAUGGCCCUCAAACUUGACUUUAGGUUUCUGGUGACCAGCUAAUGAAUCUGGAUUUUGAGUUCAUAGAGUCAAAGGUCAUGACGGUCAUAACACACUUUAUCCACACACUUUAAUGGUCAUAAUCUUAAAACAGCAACAAAUCGGCUGUCAUUUCGGUCCAUGCAUAUUUCAUUCAAUUGUCCAUAUAAUCUGACAACAUGGCGCUCAGGGGGGCAUAAUGUUUGACAAACAUCUCUUGUUCUUCUCCCACAUCAGCCUUGAUAUUUUACCACAAAGGUACUCUUGCUCUUGUUGCUGUGUGUUUCUUUUAAAUUAAAACAACAAUUUAGUUCACAAAGUCAUAUAUUUGUUAUUUUUGACUAAGAUAACUAACCGGAUGUCAAUACAAAUACAUGAAAUAUGCAUUGUAUGUAGAUGCCAAAAUUAACAAUUACCUUGUUGCUUUCAUACAAUAAAAUAUAUUUCCCA
Molecule: messenger RNA, 3295 nt
Organism: Mya arenaria
Lineage: Eukaryota; Metazoa; Mollusca; Bivalvia; Myida; Myidae
Product: growth arrest and DNA damage-inducible proteins-interacting protein 1-like
Exons: 3
Coding region: 15-791 (258 amino acids)
Cellular component (GO): nucleus
Source: RefSeq, a predicted model, not a curated record